GGAUACUAGUUGAAGCAUGAAGAAGACCCAGCAUUACUACUUACUCAGCAGCUCUUAUCGCUGAGUCAGAGGAGGCAGCUGAUGGCGUAAUAAAGAUACUUACAGUAGGUAGGGAGCUCUAUGAUUGGCUGGGAGGGAGCUCUGCCUCCUCCAUGUGCAGCGCUGCCCCUGGUUAAUAGAGGUGUGAGUCUUCCUGCAGCUCCAUCCCGCACAGACACCUGUUGGCUGCUGAUCACCAUGGACACGCUGCAGAGGGUAUUUAAAGGAACCUUUGUGCAUUCCACGCGCACCUGCGCUAUGGAAGUAUUGGAACACCACAUUCUCGGUGUUGGUACCUCAGGCAAAAUUUUGUUUGUAGAAAGUGAUCAUGAACAAGAGAACUUGUUACAGAAGUGGGGAUUUGAAGAAAGAAAAAUUGAAGAACUGAGCCAAAAUGAAUUCUUCAUGCCUGGAAUGAUUGAUACCCACAUACAUGCCCCCCAGUAUGCAUUUGUAGGAUCAGGAAUGGAUAAGCCUCUUCUACAGUGGCUGGAAUUUACUACUUUCCCUACUGAAGAAACUUUCUCCAACUUGGACAUUGCAGAGAAUGUAUACGGAGAAGUUGUGCAAAGGACAUUGAUGAAUGGGACAACUACGGCUUGCUACUUUGCUACAAUUCACACAGAUUCUUCCCUCAUUUUGGCUGACAUUGCACAUCAAUAUGGUCAAAGAGCAUUCAUUGGAAAGGUUUGUAUGGAUAGCAAUGAAACCUAUCCAAAAUAUAUUGAAAGCUCUGAAGAGUCUAUUAAUGAAACAGAAAGGUUUAUAGAAGCCAUGGAAAACAAGAAAUAUAACAGAGUUAAACCUAUCAUCACUCCUCGGUUUGCGAUAUCUUGUAGUGAAAAGUUGCUGAAUGAACUUGGUGACCUUGCAGACAAAUUUCAGCUGCACAUUCAGAGCCAUAUAAGUGAGUCAACUGAUGAAAUUGCAGAAGUAAUGAGGUUGUUUCCUGGUUACAAUAGCUAUACAGAGGUAUACGACAGAAACAAAUUACUGACAAGCAAGACAGUGAUGGCACAUGGUUGUCAUCUGACUGAUGAAGAGCUCAGUAUCUUUAGAAGAAAAGGAGCUGCAAUAUCCCAUUGUCCCAAUUCAAAUAUUUCGUUGUGCAGUGGUCAUCUGGAUGUACAAAAUGUUUUAAAACAGAAGGUUAAAGUGGGGCUCGGAACAGAUGUUGCUGGAGGCUACUCAGUUUCAAUGCUUGAUGCCAUUCGUAAAGCAAUAGAGACAUCGAAAAUUAUCUUUAUGGAAAAGCAAAAAAGAAAGCAAGAAAACAGGACACUCUACCAAAAUGAAAUUGCACAGAAUGGAAUAGCAUCAGAUCUAAAUUCAGUAAAUGAUACAGACCAUGAUUAUAAAGUUCUAAGUAACCAGGAGGCAUUCCGACUCGCAACUCUGGGAGGAUCUGAAGCACUGAAUAUAGAUCACAUCACAGGAAACUUUGAAGUGAACAAAGAAUUUGAUGCCUUGUUAAUAAGCACUGCACCUGAAAUUAGAGCACAUGAAAACCUUUUUGAGAUCCCUACAGAGGAUGCAGUCCAGAGAUUCCUGUUUCUUGGUGAUGACCGUAAUAUCAAAGCCGUUUAUGUAGCUGGAAGACGUGUGGUGCCAUUCCCAAGGAAUGACUAAUGUUAAUCUAAAAUCCAGUAAAGUGAAUAUACAUUAACGAUGGGCAUUCUCAAUAGGAAAUAAAUAAUAUAAUACAUUAUAUACAAAAGCAGUACUUUUUAAACUGGCCCUCAAAGAGUAGUUAAGUGUUCUGAGUCUGUUAAACUAUUUAAUACUGUAGGUCAGUGAUAGCUAACUUUACAUCCCACAUGUAUAAUAGCUGGCAAAUCUAAAAAAAAAAAAUGCACGAUAAAUGUUGAUUACUGUUGUUUCUGUUAAAUCUUUUGUUGUUGACAACCUGGUAGCUAACUGAAAUGGAGCAAAAAUGUAUGAUGAGUUUAAUGGGUAUUGGGUUCAAAUUUAGCAUUUUGCUACAUUUUAGUUUAUGAAUAACAGUGCUGUUUCAGUGAGAAUUGACUUAUAUUGCACAUAAAAAAGGCAGAAUAGGCUUUAGAAAUGAGAAAUAAAAAUGGGCACAAUUUAGACUCCCAAAAAUUCACAAUAUUAAUAUAACAUUUAAUUUCACCAAUCCAAUAUUUCUUGUAUCUAAUGGCGGAUACAAGAAGGUAAAUUACAAUGCAAUAAAGUGGUGUAAAAAGUGCUGCGUGUGUUUCUCUAUUGUUAAACAUCAUCCACUAAAAUUUGAUUAAACUAAAAUUAAAUAAUUUUAAUAACUUUUAGCCACUAGAGGUGUUACUAGCCAGCAAUGUACACAUUGCCUUUUCUCUGUUUACAUUGCUCAGCCUACAGGGACAUGCUGCAGACACCAUGACCACUACAUUAAGCUAUGGUGGUUCUAGUGACUAUGGUGUCCUUUUAAUCUGACUUUUUAAUUAUAUUUUGCAGUUUUUUUCCUUUUUUAAAAUUCAACAA
Pelobates fuscus (common spadefoot toad) is the source of this 2520-nucleotide messenger RNA. It is a transcript of the gene GDA, whose product is annotated as guanine deaminase. Gene Ontology annotation, cellular component: cytosol. The coding region runs from base 121 to 1668 and encodes 515 amino acids. Gene Ontology annotation, biological process: guanine catabolic process. Lineage: Eukaryota; Metazoa; Chordata; Amphibia; Anura; Pelobatidae. The transcript has 14 exons. Gene Ontology annotation, molecular function: zinc ion binding; guanine deaminase activity. The record is from RefSeq and is a predicted model, not a curated record.